AUGGAACGUCACCUGGAGGAUAGUACAUUGCAAAUUGCUGGGUCAGCGUCGUUGUUUUAUAUAAUCCGAAAGGUGAAUAUGAAUCGAGAUACGAAACGAAUGGUCGUUACGGCAUUGCUGAAUGGUAUGGAUGCACAUAUGGAAGAACAGGUGAUGGUUCGAAAUUGUUGUCUUUCGUUGUGCCAGUUCGAAAUUCCCCUCGAAAUUUUAUUCGAUUACGGUCGGGUGGCACGUCUUCUGGUGGCCGUCCUGCAA
Molecule: messenger RNA, 255 nt
Organism: Anisakis simplex (herring worm)
Lineage: Eukaryota; Metazoa; Nematoda; Chromadorea; Rhabditida; Anisakidae
Source: the annotation of a GenBank genome assembly